Caenorhabditis briggsae is the source of this 1035-nucleotide messenger RNA. The coding region runs from base 1 to 1035 and encodes 344 amino acids. The transcript is spliced from 4 exons. Gene Ontology annotation, molecular function: protein serine/threonine phosphatase activity. Gene Ontology annotation, cellular component: nucleus; cytoplasm. The record is from RefSeq and is a predicted model, not a curated record. Lineage: Eukaryota; Metazoa; Nematoda; Chromadorea; Rhabditida; Rhabditidae.
AUGAGUGACGAAGGAGGAAACGGAUUGGGUCAAAGAUUCAUCAAUUUAACCGACGGAAUUGAUUCUGAGAAAAUUGAUUACGCUAAACUGGUUAGUAGUAUCUGGAAUUAUAUUCGUAGCUACACUCCCGAUAGUCCACGUCCUCAGUUCAAUCCUGAAGUGCUUGUAAAACUACUUCAAAAAAGCCAAGAUGUCUUCAAACAUGAUGAUAUGGUUGUAAAAGUCAAUGGACCUGCUUUAGUUUUUGGUCCAAUUUACGGUGAAGGAGAUUCAAUGAUAACUCUGAUGAGCCAAGCAAAGAAGAUUCCCCCGAAUAUCACUUAUAUCUUUCUUGGCUGUUAUCUGGGUCAUGGUUUUGCGCAACUCGAAUGCAUUUUCUUUCUGAUUGCCUACAAAAUGUUGUACCCGGAUAAAAUUAUCCUUCUGAAAGGACAUCACGAAGAAUCGAUUUCAAUGGAAAUGUUGAAAGUGAAGGAUUGGCUAUACGCAAGAGGAAUCACUCAAGAAGUUCAUCUGGAAGAAAUUCUAGUUGAAAUGAAAAAGGCGUGCAGCAUGAUGUCCGCAGCUGCUCUUAUCAACUCAAAAAUUCUCUGUAUGCCCGGAGGACCUGGUCUGACACUGAGAGAAAGAGGACUUAAACCAUUAAUGUCUUUGAAGAAAGGAAUGCAAUCCAUUGCAGAUAAGAAGUUGAUGAUGGAGGCAGCCUGGUCUGUUUUACUUGUGAAUGAAGCACAGAAGGAUAUGCAUGGAAUGCCUUUUUUCACUGCUCAACAAGCCACCGAUUUCUGCAAGAAGAAUCGUCUGAAGUGUAUCAUCCGCGGACGUCAGAUGGUGGACGAAGGAUACUUGAAUAAGCCAAAAGAAGUGAUCACUCUGAUCUCUGCAGUUGCCUAUUUGGACAAUUUCCGUAACUACGCAGCUGCAUUGCACAUUGACAAAGACAAAGGAAAAGUGAUUCGCUACAAGAUGGAGGAAGGUGAACAACUAUCAUUGGAAUUGGUGAAGCCAGGAAUGGGAAGAAAUGCGGUGGUUUGA